UCAGUUAGAGAAGUUAUUGACAGGACUAAGCGACCAGUAACUACUGGAAGCAAAUUCAUAAAGACUUUUUGGUUUUGACCAAAAAUAAAAUGAUGUGGAGCGUAGUAUUUGGUACAUGGCUCCUGAUAGCACAGUCCCUUGGAUGCAUACCCUGCAAUAAAAGGGGUUUGGAGGCUCUUGAGAAAUUGAAGAUCUUUAUUCAGGACCAGGUUCUGGUAGAAGAAACCGCCGCCUAUGUGACUAUCAAAAAUUUUGCAAACGCUGCCAAAAGGCAAAUUGAACAAUACUUGGAGGAUGUGGGGACUCUGGAUGAGUAUGCCCUAUCCGAAAUAGGGUCCGAAUAUAAAAUAUCAGUCAAUAUCAUCGUGGACUUGGACUCUACAGGUGUGAAUCUUCUCAAUGACCUUGAACACCAGUUCAAAAGACUCAAGGAGAAGAUUGAGAGUAUUGUGCAGGAGGCAGAGAAACGGAGAUGCCCUAACAAGAAAGAUUUUGACAACUGUGGUUUAUUGGUCCAAACAUUGACCAACUGCAGGACCUGUGAAAAGGAGAAGACGAUUUGCGCUGGAGGAUCUCCUGGAAAUCAAGAAUUCUUUGACAAGUGCACCUGCAUAUGCACCACCCAGAACAAAUGUUUCGAUUUAAAGUCCGGAGAUGAAUGCACUCCGUGCAAAGAUAUGACAUCACGUCUUGCAGAGGUUAUAGACUGUGGAGAGAGAAAUAUUGCAGUUACAGAAGAUCACGAUGUUCUCCUUGCCUGUAACUUAGAAUGGUAUCCGAGGCUUGAGGACGGAUAUAAAAACAUUUUCAGUAAGACUUCUCAUCCUGCACAAAGGGUAACUGAGGAUCCUUAUAUUGAGCUGAAAGAAAUUCAGAAAUAUGAAGCUGGCCAAUACAUAUGUACCACCAUUCUUAAUUCUGGUGUGCCAAUCGCUAAAUAUACUUAUAACGUGAAAGUUGGCAGCGGAUUAGGAGCAGUGACUGAAAUAGACAAGCCUGUGCCAACACUUCCCGCAGAGACAGAAAUGUCAACCUCCGAGCCACUAGCUGAGGAUCCCACACUUAAGUUACCCGACAUUGCAGCAUAUGUAGCUGGUGCCAUCACCUUAUCACUGUUCGCUGGCCUAGGUAUCUUCAUGUGCUUAAGAAAAUCAAAAAAGGCUAAGGAUAUCUCGCCAGUGUGAAGGCUUUAAGAUCAUGUGGCCACACAAAAAAAAAGUAGAAAAAAAAGAUGAAAAAACAAAAACAAAGAAAAAAAAAUAAAAAACCACAAAAAACUUAAAAAAAUAAAUGUUUCCUUCCCCCGAAGAAACCUUGUCUGUAGCAUUUAUUUAAUUUACACCGAUAUCUGCAUGUAUCUAAAACAGCCGACAAUGAAUUAGAACUACUAGGGGCAGCUGCCCUGGGCACUGUCAUUCCUGGUGACCCAAAGUAGCUAGCUCCAUGCUAAAGCAGCUAGCCACUGCCGCCGGUCCAGAGAGGGCCGGCCCUGCCACUACACUGCGGCUCACUGUUCUAAAGCGGCACCGUGGCCUUUAAAACAGU
This is a messenger RNA of Hyla sarda, 1545 nucleotides long. Its product is annotated as izumo sperm-egg fusion protein 1-like. The coding region runs from base 90 to 1184 and encodes 364 amino acids. Gene Ontology annotation, molecular function: protein binding involved in heterotypic cell-cell adhesion; signaling receptor binding. The transcript is spliced from 12 exons. Gene Ontology annotation, biological process: fusion of sperm to egg plasma membrane involved in single fertilization; sperm-egg recognition; heterotypic cell-cell adhesion. The record is from RefSeq and is a predicted model, not a curated record. NCBI's taxonomy places the organism in Eukaryota, Metazoa, Chordata, Amphibia, Anura, Hylidae. Gene Ontology annotation, cellular component: acrosomal membrane; plasma membrane.